Molecule: messenger RNA, 745 nt
Organism: Caenorhabditis sp. 36 PRJEB53466
Lineage: Eukaryota; Metazoa; Nematoda; Chromadorea; Rhabditida; Rhabditidae
Source: the annotation of a GenBank genome assembly
AUGACCACCGCCCAUCGUCCGACAUUCUACCCGGCUCGCGGAGGAACCGCCCGUGGAGAGGGCGACCUCUCGAAGCUCUCCAACCAGUAUUCGUCGAAAGACAUGCCGUCGCACACGAAAAUGAAGUACCGCCAGACCGGACAGGGAACCGAGGAGGACCUCCGCAAGAAAGUCAGUUAGAGAACAAGCGUUUGAGCUGAAAUUAAAUACGUUGCAGGAUUUGCGUCGGGAACUGGAGGACAAAGAGCGAAAUGCGGUGCGCGAGAAGCGUGCGCGUGACUCGGCGAGCUCGUCGAGCUACUCGAAACGCCAGCGAAUGGACCAGAUCGCGGCGGAAUCGGCAGCGGCCGUGGACGCCGACGAGGCCGUUGACGAACUGAACUCUUCCGACGACGACGAUUCGGACGACGACGACACGGCGGCGCUGAUGGCCGAACUGGAGAAGAUCAAAAAGGAACGGGCGGAGGAGAAGGCGGCGCGCGAGGAAGUGGCCAAGGAGGAGGAGGAGAAGCAGAGAAUGGCCAACAUCUUGGCCGGAAAUCCGCUUCUCAACGACGCUCCGAGUGCCGCCGCGUCUGGAAGAUCGGUGGCCGGCGAUUUCACUGUGAAAAGACGGUGGGACGACGACGUCGUGUUCAAAAACUGCGCCAAGGGAAUCGAGGAACGCAAGAAGGAGGUCACGUUCAUCAACGACGCCAUCCGAUCCGAGUUCCACAAAAAGUUCAUGGACAAGUACAUUAAAUAA